This is a messenger RNA of Styela clava, 1366 nucleotides long. NCBI's taxonomy places the organism in Eukaryota, Metazoa, Chordata, Ascidiacea, Stolidobranchia, Styelidae. The record is from RefSeq and is a predicted model, not a curated record.
AUAAUUCUAAAUCAUUCAAAAAUGCCUAUAACGGCUAUAGGACUUGAAGGUAGUGCUAAUAAGUUGGGAAUAGGUAUCAUGAGAGAUGGUGUAGUUCUUUCCAAUCCCAGGCACACAUAUGUGACUCCUCCUGGUGAAGGAUUUCUUCCUAGAGACACUGCUAAUCAUCAUAGAGAUUGGGCGCUAAAGAUACUGAGACAGGCUUUGGAUGAAGCAAAUGUCAAACCAUCAGAAAUUGACUGCAUUUGCUAUACAAAGGGUCCUGGCAUGGCUGCUCCACUGUUAAGUGUCGCUAUUGUUGCUCGAACUAUUUCACAACUUUGGGACAAACCUCUCAUUGCUGUGAAUCAUUGUGUCGGCCAUAUUGAAAUGGGCAGAUUAAUCACUGGCAGCAAAAAUCCUACAGUGCUGUACGUUAGUGGUGGAAAUACUCAGGUAAUUGCUUAUUCAGAUAGAAGGUACAGAAUAUUUGGAGAAACUAUUGAUAUUGCAGUUGGGAAUUGUUUGGAUAGAUUUGCAAGAAUAUUAAAAAUUUCUAAUGAUCCAAGUCCUGGUUAUAAUAUUGAACAACUUGCAAAGAAAGGAUCAAAAUACAUUGCUUUACCAUACACUGUAAAAGGAAUGGAUAUAUCUUUCUCAGGAAUUUUAUCACACAUAGAAGAGAUUGCAAAAAAGCAGUUGAAAAGUGGUGAAUGUAACCCUGCAGAUUUAUGUUAUUCACUUCAAGAAACUAUAUUUGCGAUGCUUGUCGAAAUAACAGAGAGAGCCAUGGCUCACUGUGAAUCACAAGAAGUUUUGAUAGUCGGUGGUGUGGGAUGUAACGUAAGAUUACAGGAAAUGAUGGGGGUUAUGGCUGAGGAAAGAGGAGCUAAAUUGUUUGCUACAGACAUGAGGUUUUGCAUUGAUAAUGGAGCUAUGAUCGCCCAAGCUGGGUGGGAAAUGUUUCGAUCUGAUCCAAAGCGACACAUCACACCAAUAGAAAAGUCAACAUGCACUCAAAGGUUUAGAACAGACGAAGUAGAAGUCACUUGGAGAGAUGACUGAUAUUGGAAACUGUAGAAGUUGUAUUAGCCGUGUAUUGGCAGAAUGGAGCUGCACGGUCGGGAGGUCUUGGCGCAGCAGGAUGGGCCCUAUGGAUGUUGGGCAAGACACACUGAGAUUGGAUAGAACUGAAGGGCUAUUCUGAAUUACAUGAAAAAACGUCAACUUAUUUGAAGGCUGAAACAAUGGCAAAAUAGCAUGUUAUUCAUUUACAAUGGGUUCGGUAACCUUUUUUCGUUCACGGGCCACACAUAUUUUUAGGAAGUAAAAAAUUGAACGGAUGGCCGAUUAAUCAAAAUUUUUUAACACUAAUCAAAGGUUGAAA